Linepithema humile (Argentine ant) is the source of this 1092-nucleotide messenger RNA. RefSeq names its product Vitamin-K epoxide reductase (gene Vkor). Gene Ontology annotation, molecular function: vitamin-K-epoxide reductase (warfarin-sensitive) activity. The record is from RefSeq and is a predicted model, not a curated record. Gene Ontology annotation, biological process: vitamin K metabolic process; peptidyl-glutamic acid carboxylation. NCBI's taxonomy places the organism in Eukaryota, Metazoa, Arthropoda, Insecta, Hymenoptera, Formicidae.
UAUGCACUUGAAAUUUGAGUCGAUGUGACGGAGAGCUUGGUUCACACAACGUUGACACAUCUUUAAUACUCCACUGAAUAUCGAUUCUCGCUUUGGGAAGCAGAUUAUUCCAACGCGAGUUAGUCGCCGUUAGUUAUCUCGAAAUCAUCUCGAACAUACUGCCUCGAGUCGAGUGCAUGACCGUGUCGUCAGUAGCACGAUAGAGACACAACACGUAACAUACGUGUACGUACAAUAGCAAUCCUUUAAUCUUGAAUAUUAACGGUGAUUUUGUGACACGAUGCCGGCAGUUGGAAACUCUGCGUUACGAAAACUCAAUACCGGAAUCUUGUCCGCGUGCGUGAUCGGUCUUGGAUUAUCGUAUUAUGCAUAUGUCGUGGAAACCAACAAAGAACAAGAUGAUUCGUACGAGGCGUUGUGUGACAUUUCGGAGCAUAUUAGUUGCACUAAAGUAUUCAUGUCCGAAUAUGGCAAAGGAUUCGGGCUGAUUCCAAAAAAUUCCAUAUUUAACAUUCCAAAUUCGUUAUAUGGUUUAGCAUUUUAUACUCAGGUUGCAAUUUUAAGUAUGAUUAAUAAUUACACAUGUUCUGCUGCCGUUGUUGUUCUGGGAAUACUUUCAAACAUUGGCUCGAUAUAUUUAGCUCAUAUAUUAUACAUAUUUAAUGACAUUUGCGUAGUGUGCAUUAGCACUUAUAUUGUAAACGCAGCGAUUACGUAUUUCAGCAUUAAGAAAUUCCGAAAAUUGUCCAUCAAUGAUGCGCGCAAAAAGAAGAUAAAAUAACUUUUUUUCAUUUAAUUGCAACUUUUGCGGUUGUGAUAGAGAAGCUAUUAUAACUUUUUUUACUAGACUGUUAUUUUUUUAUUUAUAAAAUUAUAUCAAUGUAGAUAUAAGUAUUAAAAAUUUUACAGAUAGAUAAAUGUAGUCUCAGACACAUCACUUAUACCACGAUGAGUGAGGUCAAGGCGUUUCUUCAUGUUAUAUAAUGCAAACGGUUCUUAAUGUACAACUAAUUUUUAUACUGUAAUUUACAUAACCAGUUAUAUAUCUGUUUGUUUUUACCCAACAAGAAUGUUUUUAAAAUCAAAGACGCA